AUGACGACCACCGGAGCGCAGUCUUCGCCGAGCCGGGGAGGAUGGAGCAGCCUCGAGGAGGAGCUGGCUUACUACAAGUCUCAGUACGAGACGCUGGAGAUGGAGCUGCAGGAGUUUCAGGCAUCAAGCAAGGAACUGGAGGCCGAGCUCGAGCGCGACGUCGAGGAGAGCGAGAAGCGGGAGCGCAAGCUGCAGGAAAAGGCAGAGAAGCUGGGGUUCGAGGUUGAGGAGUGGAAGACAAAGUACAAGCAGAGCAAGGCCGAGGCCAACAAUGCGCAGAACACGCUCCAGAAGGAGAUCACCACGAUGCGCGAGAGCCAACGCGCCCUCCAGAUGCGACUCCGCGACAUCGAAGUACAAAGCGACGAUUUCGAGCGCCAGGCACGCCAUCAGACAUCAUCACUCGAGGAUGUGGAAUCCAAGUACAACGUAGCCAUCGAGCGCAGCGUCAUGCUGGAAGAAGAGAUCAAGAUCGGAGAGCAGGAGCGAGAGGCACUGCGGAUAGAAACACAGCGCCUUAGGGACGAACUGUCAGACCUGCGGGUAGAGGCGGAAAUCACGCAGGAGAAGUUGCGCAUCGCGGAGGAGACGAUUGAGAACCACCACGUGCGUAAGGUAUCCAACCAUCUCUCUGGUGAUGCCCUGAGGCCACGCUCGCCGGUCUCCGAGGCAUCGACCACAGCAACCACCGUCUCCUCGCCCACAGCUGCUUCGACCCCACCACACUCGAAAGCAGAUGGCCUACACACGGACGCGACUCCUCCUUCGCCACCGCUGUCCGAUGCACCGAUCACGACUAGAUACGUACCCUCGACGCCCAUGCCCAAGCGAAAGAACUCUCCCAAGGCACUCGCGAGGGCCCAGCAUGUCAGCAUCGCGACCAAGUACAAGUGCCAGUGGGCGGGCGACACCCUCGAUACGAACAACUGCGCCCGCAUCGCGAGCGCCUAG
Molecule: messenger RNA, 951 nt
Organism: Alternaria metachromatica
Lineage: Eukaryota; Fungi; Ascomycota; Dothideomycetes; Pleosporales; Pleosporaceae
Exons: 3
Coding region: 1-951 (316 amino acids)
Biological process (GO): centrosome localization; establishment of mitotic spindle orientation; microtubule nucleation
Cellular component (GO): kinesin complex; kinetochore; centrosome
Molecular function (GO): microtubule binding
Source: RefSeq, a predicted model, not a curated record